Molecule: messenger RNA, 1050 nt
Organism: Gastrolobium bilobum
Lineage: Eukaryota; Viridiplantae; Streptophyta; Magnoliopsida; Fabales; Fabaceae
Product: 11-beta-hydroxysteroid dehydrogenase A-like
Exons: 6
Coding region: 1-1050 (349 amino acids)
Molecular function (GO): oxidoreductase activity
Source: RefSeq, a predicted model, not a curated record
AUGGACCUUAUUCAUAAGUUCCUGAACCUCGUAGCUCCUCCAAUCACCUUCGUUUCGCUCUUCCUUUUCCUACCACCUUAUUGGGCUUUCAAGUUCUUCCUUUCCACCAUAAAUUCCAUCUUCACUGAAAAUGUCGCUGGUAAAGUUGUUCACAUCACAGGUGCUUCCUCUGGCAUUGGAGAGUAUUUGGCAUAUGAGUAUGCUAAGAGAGGUGCUUGUCUAGCACUUUCUGCAAGGAGGGAGAAUGCACUGCGGGAAGUUGCUGAUAGAGCGCGUGAUUAUGGAUCUCCUGAUGUUAUCGUAAUACGUGCUGAUGUUUCUAAGGUUGAAGACUGUAGACGAUUAGUGGAAGAAACUCUUCUUCAUUUUGGAAGAUUGGACCAUCUGGUCAAUAAUGCCGCAAUCAGCACUUCCACCUUAUUUGAAGAAAUAGAUGAUAUCACCAAUUUGAGACCUAUAAUGGAAACAAAUUUUUGGGGAUCAGUUUACACUACCCAUUUUGCUUUACCGCAUCUAAGGAACAGCAGAGGCAAAAUCGUGGCCAUGUCAUCUGCAGAUGCUUGGUUGCCUGCACUCAGAAGGAACGUGUAUAGUGCAAGCAAAGCAGCAUUGAUGAGUCUGUAUGAAACAUUGAGGGUGGAAGUUGGGUGCGAUGUAGGUAUAACCAUCGUGACACCCGGUUACAUAGAGUCUGAAUUGACCAAAGGGAAGUUCUUAUUGCCCGAAGGCAAGAUGGGUGUUGACCAAGAUUUGAGAGAUGUUGAAGUGAGCGUAGUGCCAGUGGGGUCAGUGAGUGGGUGCGCCGAAGCGAUAGUGAAUAGCACGUUGAGAGGAGAUAGGUACGUGACGGUACCUGCAUGGUUCAAAAUGACAUAUGUGGUGAAAGUGUUGUGCCCAGAGCUGAUGGAGUGGAACUUCAGAAUGCUGUAUAAGACUGCACCAGGAACUCCAGCAAAGGAAGCCCUUAGCAAAAAGAUUUUGGACGCCACUGGAGUCAAGAAUUUGGUUUAUCCCUCUUCAAUCCAAUCUCCUGAUGUCAAGACUGAAUGA